Paecilomyces variotii is the source of this 1098-nucleotide messenger RNA. It is a transcript of the gene MAT1-1-1, whose product is annotated as mating-type protein MAT alpha 1. The transcript has 2 exons. Gene Ontology annotation, biological process: positive regulation of mating-type specific transcription, DNA-templated. The coding region runs from base 1 to 1098 and encodes 365 amino acids. The record is from RefSeq and is a predicted model, not a curated record. NCBI's taxonomy places the organism in Eukaryota, Fungi, Ascomycota, Eurotiomycetes, Eurotiales, Thermoascaceae. Gene Ontology annotation, molecular function: DNA binding, bending. Gene Ontology annotation, cellular component: nucleus.
AUGGCUGUCGAUUUCACCCCUCUUCAGCGUGCAUUCAACGCCUUUCUCAUGGCUAUGCCUCCUGGUGAGCUGGAAGAGUUGCUCCGCUAUCUUCAUGACCACAACACUUCCACCGCUGGUCGAGCAGCACAGGCCACUGAAGUUGCUCCUAUAGCUGCUGCUCCAGUCGCCGAUGGCACUGAUAAGAACGGUACUCGGAACAGAGUCACAGCUGCCCGUGGAAAGCGCUUCCGUGAAGGGAAGUUGAGACCUCUCAAUAGUUUCAUUGCUUUCAGAAGUUUCUACUCUGCAGCCUUUCCGCAAUUUACGCAGAAGGCCAAAUCCGGGAUCCUCAGGUUUCUGUGGGAGAACGAUCCGUUCAAGGCUAAAUGGGCAAUUCUGGCCAAAGCGUACUCGAUUAUCCGUGAUAAUCAUGUUGGGCAAGUCUCACUUGAUACUUUUCUGGCCCUGAACUGUCAUUUCGUCGGAAUUAUCAUGCCAGAAAAGUAUCUUGCGGCCAUGGGCUGGGAGCUCGCAAUGGAUGAGAACCACCAGCAUAGCAUGGUGAGGACUGGCGCCACUCUUCCUAUGGAAACUGAGACCACCAUUGACUACUCUGUCAACGAUAUCCUGGAUCACUGUUAUGAGACAGGCUACGUCAAAGGCGAUCCUGGCCAUCGUACUAUUGGAAAACUCAACGAAGGCUCUCUGAUGUCUUUUUCAAGUCAGCCCACCAUGGCAAGCAGUGGGCUCGAAGUCAAUACCGCCAGUCCUGAGAUCACUACAGCAAACUUCAGUGGGAACAUGGGAGUAAAAGCCAGCAUUGAUAUUUGCCCUCCGCCAAUGCCACUGGAUGAUUUUCAUGUCGAGGGAAGCGCUGUCAAUGAAGACGUAUCCUCCAUCUCUCAGUUGCUUGAGCUCAGAGACGGACCACGCAAUCAACAUGAGUUUAUGACUGAACUUGACGACGCUCUCAAUGAUCUGCGCGGGCCUAAUCCUGAUGACGACGACCUGUUCGCUCCCUUCAACCCGGCCAUCGAGACUCCAAUCGUCCAUUACGACCCUCUGGCCAGUGAGCCGUUCGAUGCGUUCGACAUUCAUGAGUUUAUGAAUCUCUGA